Molecule: messenger RNA, 636 nt
Organism: Paraglomus brasilianum
Lineage: Eukaryota; Fungi; Glomeromycota; Glomeromycetes; Paraglomerales; Paraglomeraceae
Source: the annotation of a GenBank genome assembly
AUGUAUCCACCCGACAAAAAUGCAAACAUCGUCUACUUGACUUUAACAUGUAUUAUUCAACCGUUAGGAAAUGAAUCGGGCCUUGGACGUAUACGAACGGAAGAGUUGGAAGCUAGUUGUAAGACGCUUGGGAUAAAAGAAACUUAUGUGAAUAUUGAAAAUCACGCGGCUUUACAAGAUGAUCCAAGAGUACAUUGGGAUCCUGAGAUAAUAUCCGACAUUCUGAAGGAUUAUGUUAUAAAGAAUGGAGUUGAUACAAUUAUAACAUUUGACGACCAGGGAAUCUCGGGUCAUCCAAACCACAUAUCAUGUUAUAAUGGGGCCAGGAACGUGUCAACGAGUGACUUUCUUAUAUACAAACUCAAAACCGUCAAUGUAUUCCGGAAAUACAUUUCACUAUUUGACCUAACUUAUACACAUUACAACUAUCGUGUCGCUGACGGGAAGAAGAAAACGAAUGGAAUUGUCAAGCCACUGGCACCACCUGAUACAAUGCUCCUUGUAUCAAGUUUCGGGAACUACAUCAAAGCGCGCGAAGCCAUGAAGUGUCAUAAGAGCCAAUUAGUUUGGUUCAGAUAUUUAUAUGUAUUGUUUUCGAGAUAUAUGGUUAUAAACGAACUGGAACGUGUUCAGUAA